AUGGCGGAAUGCAGUGGAGUAAAGAAAGGUAUGAAAAUGAUUUAUUAAUUUAAAUGAGAUGACGAAUUCAGUGCCGUAGCCAGAACGAUAAUUGGGGGGCAAAUAUUCAUAUAUUCGUGUUCACAUACCAUAAAAACAAUUGAUUUCAAAAGAAAUUAAUAAAGCAGAACACAAAUAUAUGAAUAUUUCCCAAUUAUCGUUCUGGCUACGGCACUGGACGAAUUCCAAGCUCAAAACCCUUUACCCCAAUUACCCCUGAAAAAUUUCUAUCUCAAUUCUCAAACCUCUUUACCCCUGAUUGAAGAAUUCCAAGCUCAAAACCUUUUACCCUUGAAGAAAUCCAAGCUUUAACCUUGGAGAAUUCCAAGCUCAAAAGUCAAAACUCUUUACCCUUGAAGAAUUCCAAGCCCUGAAAAAGUUCAAUCCCAAACCUCUUGUCCUCUUUACCCCUGAAGAAUUCCAAGCUCAAAACCCUUUACCCUUGAAGAAUCCCAAGCUCAAAACCCUUUACCCUUGAAGAAUUCCAAGCUCAAAACCCCUUUAUACCCCUGAAGAAUUCCAGGGAUCCUCGACAGGGGGAGUACGGAUAUUUAGUGGAAUAGCCCAACAUACCACUGAAACUGCAUGAAUAAAAUAUGUGGAAGUCACAAGUCGAAUAGUUGUUCGAAUUCAUGCAGAUGUAGACAUGCAGCAGUGCAAACCUCUUCCUUACAUGGUCUAGAUAUAUAUAGCCAUCAUGGCCUAGUCCACUAGGGGUGGUGUGCCCAUUGAGAUACAGGAAAACUCCUUGCAUUUGCAUAAAAUAGUCGCUAUAAGAUCCAUAACUAUCUUAAUUUAAUAUAAGGCAGUAAGCCAAUCUUGUAUUAAUUAUUUAAUUUUCCCAGGGUCUCUUCUGGACAGCAAUAUGCUGCCCCUGAGAAUGAAAAACAAUCAAUACAUGGCUAUGUUAAUUUAACUAGUACCUAAAUUAGGCUACCAUUCUUGGUGCUUAUUAAAUAUACCCUACCGUAACCCUGUAUAUUAAUGUCAUAUAAUAUAGACUUUGGAUUUAUUGGUUGCACAUGCAUAUACCGAAAAAAUGCCAUCAUCUUAGUCUGACAUGACAUGAUCAAUAGAUUGAUAGUCAUUGGCCUUAUAUAGUACCACCAGAUUUUUAAAUACAGCCACUGAGUCACAUGUGAGAGAUAGAUUUUAGAUAUUAAUACUAUUAGCAUACAAGAGCCCCCCCCCCCCAUAAUUUUUUAUUCGGGCAGAUUCUACUUAAAAAUCGGGUACAGCUUAAAAUCAGGCAAUUCUAUUGAAAAAUUUAGCAAUUGUACUUUAAUUUUAAAAUCAUGCUUGAAGGAAAAGAAUUGCAAUCAUGGAUCUUAAUUAAAAUAAAAAAUGAAGAAAUUUGCAAUCUUGGGGAAAUGUAUUUUUUGCUGCUAGAGAUCAACUUAUGAACAUUUUAUUUUAUGGCCUUUUUUAACUAUAUAACUGGGGGGAAUUCCUGGUUCCACCUCUGAGUCCCAUAUAAAAAGAUCUACUGCUGAGUGUCUCAAUCUUGAAUGCUGCAAAAAAAAUUUGUAACUAGAAAGGAGUGGAAUAUCCAGUGUUUCUCUGAUACUAGAUUCAUCUCCUCAUGACUGCAAUAUUUUUAGAUCAUGGUUUUCCAGGGCAUCAAGUUGUUCAAUCUCCUACAAUUAACAGUCUUGCUGAAAUUGCCAAAGAUUUGAAUAUUGAUUUGGAUGACAGUGAAUUGAAAGAAUACCAAGGUGUGUUUUUCACAAUUGCAGAGUGUCAGAGAGACAGAUUUAAUGACAGACAAAUACUAAUUGUGAACCAUUACCCUGAAAGUGUUUUUCAGCUGUGUGACCUGGGGAUGGGGUGUAAGUAAAUGAAAAUGAAAGCAAGCCUUGCUAAGGGAUUUUGUGGAGGUCCAGCCAAAUUUCGUUUUGAUCUAGGGCCCUAUAACAGUGCUAUGUUGGGUAGGGUACCUUUAAUAGGGCUCAAUCUUUGAAGGAAGGGCCUGUACAAAUUUACAGUUAAGUAAGAAAUUUGAUAAGGUCCUGUUUCAAGAAUUGAUUUUUGGUACCAUCUCAAAUGAAAAGCCUGGGCCCUGUCAGGUUGCGGACCCUGUCAGGUUGCGGGCCCUGUCAGGUUGCGGGCCCUGUCAGGUUGCGGGCCCUGUCAGGUUGCGGGCCCUGUCAGGUUGCGGGCCCUGUCAGGUUGCGGGCCCUGUCAGGUUGCGGGCCCUGUCAGGUUGCGGGCCCUGUCAGGUUGCGGGCCCUGUCAGGUUGCUGGACCUGUCAGGUUGCGGGCCCAGUCGGGUUGCGGGCCCAGUCGGGUUGCGGGCCCUAGCUGUCAGGGUGCAAGCCAUUUCAGGUUGCGGGCCCUGUCAGGUUGCAAGCCCUUUCAGGUGGGCCCUGUCAGGUUGUGGGCCCAAGGCAAGUUGACCCUUUGCCCUCCACUCUUGGCAUCCCUGAAGGAAGCAACAAAACUAACUUAAUUAAACCCAAAAGCCAACUCUAACUUUUGCCGAAACUGCUCAAACAGAACGGAACACGAAGCGGCCCUACCUCGUACCCAGGGCUUUUUGCUUCUGUGGUUGGAUGGUCAGCGAAAAAGGCCCUGGCUUCGGCUGGUCUGUUUUUCAACCUGAUUGGUCAAUGAUUUUGAAUGUAAUUAUUCAAUAUAAGUGGGAAUAAUUAUUAUUUUGGUGGAACGAGAGUGGAGUGACAAAUUUAUAAUUAGUUCUUGAAGGACUAAAGUAUUUAGUAGCCUAAAUAAGAUUUUUGACAUUUCGCUUGAGAUACAGCAUGAAUUGGGGAAAGACAAUACAUCACAAAACAAUUCGGUCCAAAUUAAGUCUUUGUACAUUUUGUAUAGACAAGUAUUUGCUUCGUUUCAACAUACAUUUCUCACAUGUGUCGUUUAUACAUUGUUGAUUUCAGGAAACGUACAGCGUUAUAGUCAAAUAAAGAUUGUGAUACGAAUAUAUAAUGACCGGAAGCAAAAUGUCCUGGGUACGAUGUUGGAAGGGGCCCAAAGUUUUGUUUUAACCAUCUUUAACCCCCCAAUGCUCUGCGCGUCAAAAAGCCUGUCAGGUUGUGGGCCCUGCAUGUCAGAUUGUGGGCCCUGUCAGGUUGUGGGCCCUGUCAGGUUGUGGGCCCUGUCAGGUUGUGGGCCCUGUCAGGUUGUGGGACCUGUCAGGUUGCUGGCAUUGUCAGGUUGCGGGCCCUAACAGGUUGCGGGCCCUGUCAGGUUGCUGGACCUGUCAGGUUGCGGGCCCUUUCAGGUUGCGGGCCCUGUCGGGUUGUGGGCCCUGUCAGGUUGCAAGCCCUUUCAGGUGGGUCCUGUCAGGUUGUGGGCCCAAGGUAAGUUGACCCUUUGCCCUCCACCCCUGAAGGAAGCAACAAAACUAACUUAGACCCAAAAGCCAACUCUAACUUUUGCCGAAACCGCUUAAACAGAACGGAAUAGGAAGGGGCCAAAGUUUUGUUUUAACCAUCUUUAACCCCCCAGUGGUUUUGUCCACCAAGUUGAAUGUUCUCUAAUGGCAGAAGAAUGAAAGAGAAACAUUAGACAGACGGAAGGAUAACAUGCACUUAGUCUUAAGCUCUGCACAUCAAAAAGAAAAUGAGAGUUGAGAAGCGAGAGUUUGCGUGAGAGUUUUCUCAACUCUCAUGCCCCGGUCAAACGAGAACAAGAAUUGCAUGAGCGUUGAUGAAAGUUGACUGGAUAUUACUGUGCACGUGGCAAAAACUCUCAUCAACUCUCAUCAAAAUUUGAACCGGUUCCAAGUUGAUGAGAGUGCAUGAGUUUUGCAACUCUCAUAUGAACUUUCGUCAACUCUCACCCUCGUUUGGCCGGGAUUUUAGAUAUACACUAUUACUGUAGUCAUAUAUAGAUAGACAGACAGGCAGAGAAACAGAACGAAACAAACAGACACAGGCAGAGAUGGAUUUAAUGAUAAACAGAAUGUAAGUAUAUUGUAUACAGUUCAUUGAUAUUAUUGGCAAUAUUAGAUAAUUUAGCCUGAAAUUUUAGCUCUUUGUACCCGGGCUGAAAUUUUAGUCUGGGCCAUUGUUAAGAGGAAUUUGCCGUAGAAAAUUCACCCAAAAUUGAGCUACAGGUGAAUUCGUUUGAUGAAAUAUAAUGCGUCGCCGCCUGUAUAUUGGACAGAAAUGCUUGAAAAUGCCUUAAUUUUAUUUCAUUUAUCUUCGUAACAAGGCAAUAAAGGGUAAGUCAUAGUUGACAUAUUAAAUCAGCAUUUAAAGAUAAUUGGAAUAAGAACCUCUAUUCCGAUUUAUUGAUUCAUGCCUGGGUUAACUUAUUGUAAAUACGCUAACUGAAAUCCGUGUUAGAUCCUUGCUCGGAGUACUCUCUAACUCACAUUUACACUUCAAAAACUAUCCCGGUGUAACAGGAAAUAUGUCCCCAAGAAUAUAUGGUCCCCCUGGUCUGGGGGCCAAAUUUAAGGGGGGAUGGCAAAUUUUCUGGGACACCGGUUUAGUUUUCGUUGUGUUCGGGCUUAUUUACCAUACAGUAUACUUGAAAGUUGUACCUUAAAAUUUCAAUACUGUUCAUGUGUCUUACACCAUUAUUUUUUGCCCUUAUUCGUAUGACUUUUUAUCCAGGUUUUCGCCCACAAACCAGAAAUUUGAGGGCAUUAUUUUCUGGCUAAGCUUCAGACCCAUUUCAAAUAAUUUUUAUAUCAAACGAAAUCUUUAAUGUUACUGUAGGUACCACAAAACCUGUCUGUAAGAGUAGACAUGUGGGGAUUUCCUUUAAACUUCCCCUUUUAAAAGCCUGAAAUACUUUUGACCUAAUUUCUAUAAUUUGGACAAGUUGAAAUAUUGGUGUUAAUUGCCAACUUAAGCGAACCUAGAAGGCAAAUAGUUGUUUAAGUCAACUAUCAAUGGAUUUAAAUGACAGGAUAAUUAUUUUAUUUAGUAUAAAAAUCUGAAAUUUCAAUCAAAGCUGGCGUUCCAAUACCAUAAAGCAUAGUGGGGACAUUUUUUUGGACGCCCUGUACUGAGAAUUUAGUGCAGCUGGUUAAAAAAUAGCGGAUGUAAUUUAUGCAGGUAUUCGUAUUUCCCAUAUAAUCAAGAAAACAAUUUCAGCGUCAGCUUAGGCUUAGCUCAAUUAAGAUUUGAGCUCAGACGUACCUAAGUGUUUUUGCAAGUAGUAGUACGCCAACUAUAUAUAAUAGGACAAAAGUGACAGAGAGACUUAAGUCAUAUAAGUUAGAAGUCUUAUUUUCCUUAUUACCAGAGGUAAUUGCAAGCUAUUGUGAGACAACUUUCCAGAAGAUAUACCAUUUACCUGAACCAAAGCUUCCUGUAAAAUAUGCUCGUAAAAUUGGAAACCAACCUACGGCAGAGGAAAAUCCAUUUAAUGCUUGGUAAGAUACCUACUACCGUAUUUACUCGAUUGAGCGCCGCCCCCGAAUGAGCGCCGCAUUUGAGAUAAUUUUUUUUAAAGAGCGCCGCCCCCGAAUGAGCGCCGCACCAAACAGUGUAAAAACUUUCCGCCGUCAAAAUGGAGACAUUUAGUAACAAAGACAUUUAAAACUUGUGUAUUUCAUUGUUAAAAUUCUUGUUGUAAUUCAUAACUAAAAGAUUUUUUUAAAGAGCGCCGCCCCCGAUUGAGCGUCGUCCCCGAAUGAGCGCCACAUCUGAAGCUCUGAAAAUUUAAAGAGCGCCGCGGCGCUCAAACGAGUAAAUACAGUAUACAUAUAUGGUGGAUGUAAAAUAACGUAUCCUGGCGUUUGUGAGUACAUAACCAUUGCCAUGGUCUGGAUGUUCUAAUAUAAGUAUAUUUUCGGGAGUGGUAUUCUUGUUUCAAAAACAAAUUUUGCUUUAGCUGGUUACAGAAAGCUAACUUUCUCACCAAUUCUAGAAAAAAUAAACAAAGAGAUGAUUGUUUAAUGUCACUGUUGAUAUGAAAAGGUGACGAAAUAAAUAAAAUAAAAAUUACCAAUGUAAUCAGAUCAUACAUAUAUAUGCCAUAAUUUAAAUUCAAAAUUGUAGAUUUAAUGAAGAUCACAAUGUUUAUAUGGUCCGUACUAGGUACUGGAGAUGUGAUAUUUCUGGUGCUCCAAAUGGUAAACUACAUGGUAAAACCAUCGCCAUAAAAGAUAAUAUCUCAAUCGCUGGUAUUCCAAUGAUGAAUGGAUCACAACUUCUAGAGGGUUAUAUUCCUGAUAUUGAUGCCAGUGUUGUAACCCGGGUAUUAGAUGAAGGUGGAAGAAUUCUUGGCAAAGCUGUUUGUGAAAAUAUGUGCUUUAGUGGAGGAAGUCUUACGGCUGCAAAUGGACUUGUGAAGAACCCCGUGGAUCCUUCAAGGAUGUCUGGAGGAUCGUCUUCGGGAUGUGCUGUUCUGGUAAGUUACUAUACCAACUCGUUGGAGUCGGUUCGA
This is a messenger RNA of Paramuricea clavata, 6402 nucleotides long. Lineage: Eukaryota; Metazoa; Cnidaria; Anthozoa; Malacalcyonacea; Plexauridae. The record is from the annotation of a GenBank genome assembly.